AAUAUUUAGAUUCUUGAUGAAUUUUGUUUCUUAUUCGUUUGUUUUAUCUCUUUUGUAAAGGGGUUCGGUUAAUAAAAAAGUGGAUAUAGAAAUAGAAUUGGAUAUUCUUAAUUGUUCUGAAUCUUUGCACAAUGGUCCCAAUAUUGGAAAGUACAAAGUGAAAACCGGCCAAUAAGAAAAUUCCUAGUGAAACAAAAUAUUAUUAAAAGUAAUAUAUUCAUUAACUAACAACAUUUGUUUAUUUUGAUAGAAAUUAUAAAAAUAAUAUAAAAUAAUAUUUUUUUUAUUCAGAAACAUUAGUUCCUUUUUGAACUAAUUGAUUAUUUUACAUUACAAUAAAAAGAGAUCCAUAUAUAUCUAUUAUCUAUGAAAAAUUUGGAAAAGGUUUAGAAUAUUCAAUGUUUUUACUUUACCUUUGGAUCGAAAAAAAAAGAAAGAGUUAAUUCAGAUAGAUAAGACAUACGGAAUAAUUCGUUUUCAUUUACAGAACAAAUGUCUUUCACAUCAAACUAUAGCAACGAAAAAACUAUACUAAUUGUAUGCCAGUUCCAAAAAAACGCACUUCUAUAUCAAAAAAAAAAAUUCGUAAGAAUUUUUGGAAAAAAAAAGGAUAUACGGCAGGAUUGAAAGCCUUUUCAUUAGCUGAAUCCAUUUUCACAGGUAACUCAAAAGGUUUUAACUCAAAAGGUUUUGGUUCAGGUAACUCAAAAGGUUUUGGUUCAGGUAACUCAAAAGGUUUUGGUUCAGGUAACUCAAAAGGUUUUAACUCAAAAGGUUUUUUUUAAGGUAACUCAAAAGGUUUUUUUUGUAAGAAAAAAAAUGUUGGACUAGAAUACUAUGAAUUAGCUCGAUUUAAAGAGUAUUCUUUAAUAGUCAUUUUAUACUAAUAGUAUUUACUAAUACUAUAUAUAGAAUAGUAAACAUCUAUUUAGAAUAUAUUAUAUAUUAUAGAAUAAUAUAUAAUAUAUUCUAAAUAUAUCUAUAAUCUAAUUUUUUUGAAUGAGUCAUAAGCAACUACAAAAAAAAUUUCUUUUUCAUUACUGGAUUGAAGUCAGAACGAGAUAGUUCUAGUUUCAACAGUGCUUUUUUUUUAAUUUGAAAAAGUCAAAAUUGAAAAUUAUAAUAAUAAUAGAAAUAAAUAUAGAAAUCAAAACGUUGUUUUACUUAAAUAUAAAAUGAUUCCAUAUAGAAUAUAUUUCUAUAUUCAUAUCUUUUCAAUAUUUAGAAAAAAUGAAAUUACUUUUUUUUUAUUAUGAAUUUAUAUAAUAAAUGUUUAGUAAAGAAAUGUACUCAAUAAAUAUAGGACUUUACUUUAUUCAAUCUCGACGAUUGAAUAAAGAAUUGGUUAUUAUGAUUUCGAGUAAGCCGCCGCUAUGGUGAAAUUGGUAGACACGCUGCUCUUAGGAAGCAGUGCUAGAGCAUCUCGGUUCGAGUCCGAGUAGCGGCAUGGCAUACUAUAUUUUAUUUUAAAUUAAAAGAAUCAUAAGUCCUAUAAUGAAUUCAAUUCCCUAUUUCUAUUCCGAGUAUUCAUACCUUUUUUAUUUUCAUUAUAGAUAUUUUUAUUUUCAUUAUAUAUAUGAUAUUUUCAACUUUAGAGCAUAUAUUAACUCAUAUAUCGUUUUCCCUGAUAUCAAUUGUUAUUUCAAUUCAUUUGAUAACCUUAUUAGUCAAUGAAAUUGUAGGAUUAUAUGAUUUGUCCAAAAAAGCCAUGAUAAUAACUUUUUUCUGUGUAACGGGAUUGUUAAUUACUCGUUGGUUUUUUUCGGGACAUUUACCAUUUAGUGAUUUAUAUGAAUCCCUAAUCUUUCUUUCAUGGGGUUUUUCCAUUUUUCAUAUGGUUCCUUUUUUUAAAAAGGAUAAAAACCUUUUAAGUACAAUAAUUGCACCAAGUGUUAUUUUUACCCAAGGCUUUGCGACUUCGGGUCUUUUAACCAAAAUGCAUCAAUCCGUAAUAUUAGUACCCGCUCUACAAUCCCAUUGGCUAAUGAUGCACGUAAGUAUGAUGAUACUGGGCUAUGCAGCUCUUUUAUGUGGAUCAUUAUUAUCAGUGGCUAUUUUAGUCAUUACGUUUCAAGAAGUCAUCCAAAUUCUUUCUUUUAGCAAGAAUUUGGAUUCUUUAAAAAAAAAGUUGAUUUUGUUGAAAUCAAAUACAUGAAUAGGAAUGAAAGAAACAAUGUUUUACGAAGAAUUUCUUUUUCAUCUUCUAGUUCUAGAAAUUAUUACAGGUGUCAAUUUAUUCAACAAUUGGAUCGUUGGGGUUAUCGUAUUAUUAGUCUGGGUUUUCUCUUUUUAACGGUAGGUAUUCUUUCAGGAGCAGUAUGGGCUAACGAGGCAUGGGGUUCCUAUUGGAAUUGGGAUCCAAAGGAAACUUGGGCCUUUAUUACUUGGACCAUAUUCGCAAUUUAUUUACAUACUAGAAAAAAGAAAAAAUUAGAAGGUAUAAAUUCUUCAAUAGUGGCCUCGAUAGGAUUUCUUAUAAUUUGGAUAUGUUAUUUUGGGAUCAAUCUAUUAGGAAUAGGACUACAUAGUUAUGGUUCAUUUACAUCUAAUUGACUAAAAGAACCUGAGAAAGCAAAAUAUGGAAAGCAUAUAUACUUUCCAUAAAUCGUCGAGAACCCUUUCAAUCAAGUAAUGUAAUGAUUCAAGGGGUUCUCACAAACAACAAACAUAUUCAAUUAUAAUUUCAAUUUUUUAAGUGAAUAUAAAAUCUAACGGAAAAAUAUUUUUUUUAUCUUUUUGAUUCAUUUAUUCACAAAAAUCAUCGUUAAUGAUAUAAAAAUAGAAUAGUUAAUGAUAUAAACUUCAAUAAUUCAUCAUUUCUAAAUUUAGUAGUAUUAUUGAGACGAAGUUCUGACCAUGUGUCCGAGAAACAAGAGCGGUUGGAUCUCUAUCAAUGGAAUCUCAUCACCCAUACAUAACAAAUUGGUGCGGUAUAUUCAACUUAUAUUAUAAUAUAUGAACAGUAAAAAAGCUAGUAUUCUUAUUGAGACUAGAACUCAUAGGGAAGAAAGAAUAAAAUAGAUUUAUGAAUGGAAUCAAAUAUGCAGUAUUUACAGAAAAAAGUAUUCGGUUAUGGGGAAAAAAUCAAUAUACUUUUGAUGUCGAAUCAGGAUCAACUAGGACAGAAAUCAAACAUUGGAUGGAACUCUUCUUUGGUGUCAGGGUAAUAGCUAUGAAUAGUCAUCGACUCCCAAGAAAGGGUAGAAGAAGAAGAAUGCGACCUAUUAUAGGACAUACAAUGCAUUACAAACGUAUGAUCAUUACGCUUCAACCGUGUUAUUCUAUAGAAAUUAGAACUAAUCAAGAAUCCGGAGAUAUAUGAUAAUAUUACUUUUGGAUAUUUCUGAAUUGAAUCAAAAAUGGAUAUCUGAAUUCUCGGAAAAACUUGACAAAGACAUUAUUAUUAGGGUGAAUAAGGAAGUAGGGCAAACAUAUCUUGUAGUAUUAUUCUGGGAUGAAGAUUAAAUUCAUCAACAACGUAUGAUCAUUACGCUUCAACCGUGUUAUUCUAUUCCACCUCUUAGAAAGAAAAGAACUUUAAUAAAAAUACACUUAAUAACAUAACAUGGCGAUACAUUUAUCCAAAACUUCUAGCCCGAGCACACGCAAUGGAGCCGUAAACAGUCAAGUGAAAUCCAAUUCACGAAAUCGUUUGAUUUCUGGACAGCAUCAUUGUGGUAAAGGGCGUAAUGCCAGAGGAAUCAUUACCGCAGGGCAUAGAGGGGGAGGUCAUAAGCGUCUAUACCGUAAAAUUGAUUUUAGACGCAAUGAAAAAGACAUAUAUGGUAGAAUCAUAACCAUAGAAUAUGACCCUAAUCGAAAUGCACACAUUUGUCUCAUACACUAUGGGGAUGGUGAGAAAAGAUAUAUUUUACACCCCAAAGGGGCUAUAAUUGGAGAUACCAUUGUUUAUGGUACAGAAGUUCCUAUAAAAAUGGGAAAUGCCCUACCUUUGAAAUCUACUUCAACCGAUAUGCCGUUAGGCACGGCCAUACAUAACAUAGAAAUAACACUUGGAAAGGGUGGACAAUUAGCUAGAGCAGCGGGUGCUGUAGCGAAACUGAUUGCAAAAGAGGGUAAAUCAGCAACAUUAAAAUUACCUUCUGGAGAGGUCCGUUUGAUAUCAAAAAACUGCUCAGCAACAGUCGGACAAGUAGGGAAUGUUGGGGUAAACCAGAAAAGUUUGGGCAGAGCCGGAGCUAAACGUUGGCGAGGCAAGCGUCCUGUAGUAAGAGGGGUAGUUAUGAACCCUGUAGACCAUCCACAUGGGGGUGGUGAAGGGAGGGCGCCAAUUGGUAGAAAAAAACCCUCAACUCCUUGGGGUUAUCCUGCACUUGGAAGAAGAACUAGAAAAAGCAAUAAAUAUAGUGAUAAUUUGAUUCUUCGUCGCCGUAGUAAAUAGUCAGUGGAGCGUAGAGAAAAUAGAAUUUGUUUCUUCGUCUUUACAAAAGAAAAGAGCAAUUUACUAUGACAUUAUAUGAUUUUCUUUUUUUAGAGAUUCUAUAUUUUAUUUUAAAAAAUUUGAAAUAUAAAAUAUAAGAGAAAAAAUUCACUUUUUUACAAAUUAUAAGAGGAAUAAUUAACAACUAUGACACGUUCACGAAAAAAAAACCCUUUUGUAGCGAAUCAUUUAUUAAGAAAAAUAAAGAAGCUUAACACAAAAGGAGAAAAGGCAAUAAUAAAAACUUGGUCCAGAAAAUCUACCAUUAUACCUAUAAUGAUUGGGCAUACCAUUGCUAUCCAUAAUGGAAAAGAGCAUUUACCUGUUUAUAUAACAGAUCGUAUGGUAGGCCAUAAAUUGGGAGAAUUUUCACCUACUCUAAACUUCGGAGGAUUUGCGAAAAAUGAUAAUAAAUCUCGUCGUUAAGAUUUCUAUUAACCUACCACAUUCAUUUGAAGUUACAAAAUUCAUAUUCAUCAUUUUUCAAUCGGAGGAUGAAAAAUGAUAAUACAUAUCGUGCUUAAGAUUUAUAUUUACCUACCGUUACCAUUCAUUGAGUGGCUGAUUUGGUGGUUCUCAAUCAACAACAUGAGUGUUGACCUAUAUUUCCUUAACAUUCAUUUGACGCUACAAUUAGUAUUCAUCACUAAUGAUGAUUAAUUAAGAAAUUUAUCAAUUUGUGUCGAGUCACAACACAAACAAAGCGUGAAUGGUAAUUAAUAUUAAUAAUAUUCAAAAA
Molecule: messenger RNA, 5180 nt
Organism: Lathyrus oleraceus (garden pea)
Lineage: Eukaryota; Viridiplantae; Streptophyta; Magnoliopsida; Fabales; Fabaceae
Product: 50S ribosomal protein L2, chloroplastic
Exons: 2
Coding region: 3566-4402 (278 amino acids)
Biological process (GO): mitochondrial translation
Cellular component (GO): ribosome; mitochondrial large ribosomal subunit
Molecular function (GO): structural constituent of ribosome; transferase activity; RNA binding
Source: RefSeq, a predicted model, not a curated record